CUAUGGGCCAGGCAAGGAAGCCAUUCAGGCGCAGCUGGAUGACGUAAAAGGUCUGCGCGGGGGGCGCAUGUGCUCCAGGUUCAGAGGCUGAUGAAAGGAAGGGAGAUUCUGGAGCUGGACGUAUUUUAAGCAAUGGGCAAGAACAAGGCAAAAACUCAGAAGCAGAAGAAUAUAUUCCAUGUGGCCAACAGAAAAAUAACAAAAGCUAAAAGUAAAGCAAAGCCAGUAACAACCAGUUUGAAAAAGAUCAAUAUUGUGAAUGAGGAGAAGGUUAACACAGCAAACAAAGUAUUCACUGAAGUUCAGAAAGAAGUUAGACAACUGUCAAAGGCUAUUCUGUCAGACUCUUCAAAGAUGAAUGAGAUUCCAAAGGCUCUGGAAGCUGAACCAGCUAAUGUGGAUGCUGCUGCUAACUUACUAUCUCAGUUGUAGCACAAAAUAAUGUAUCUUCAACAAAGUCACAUAUAUGGUAUAAAGUGGAAGAGACAGCAUAUAAAGCUGGAAAUUACUUUGGGUGUUUGUGUAACACAAAAUGUGGUAAUCAGCAAGCAAGUGAGAGAGAGAUUAUUGUUGAAGACAAAAAACACUUCCACACAUAUUGUGGCUAUAAGCUCACAAGCAGCAGGCCAGAUCAUUUUCCAUGCUAAAUAGAUGAACCAAAAUUGUGGGGUGUUGUAACAAAGCACUAAUAACAGGUAUCUCUAAAGCAGCCUUCCUCAACCUGGUGGAACCCAGUACUACACUUUUGUUAUCUCCAGGCAGUUUAGCACCAGGUUGAGAAUGUUCUAAAAUGAAAUUCCAAUUUAGUGUGCAUAACCCCCCAAUAUAAAUGAUAUAGGCCCAAAACACACUGCAGAAAUAAUCCAGUUUGAGACUGCUUUAACUGUCCUGGCUCAAUGCUAAGGAAUUCUGGGAACUGUAGUUUUGUGACACAUUUAGCCUUCACUGUCAGAAAGCGCUGGUACCACAAUUCCCAGGAUUCUCUUGCAUUGAGCCAAGGCAGUUAAACUGGUCUCAAACUGAAUUAUUUCUGCAGUGUGUUUUAGAUCAUAAUUUAACAUUCUUGUCUUUUUUUCCUGGGAAACAGGAAUUCAUAAGUAGUUGUUGAAUUUGUUUGCUAUAGACAGAGUGAACUUGUGAUCUGAUUAUGAUUCUACUGAAUAGGGGUGACAUAGUAAUCAAUAUUUAGGAUGUUUCCAUUAAGCUACAGCAUUAAGUGUAUACUGAGUUGGGUUCAGUUUUAGGCUUGUGCAACCAGCUGCUGGAAAAAGACUGCUACACCUGUUCCCUGAAAAUAAUACAAAGAAGGUUGGGAGAAUUUGCUCAUUGUGAUGUACUUGUAAAAUCAGAAGCCACCUUCAUAAACGUCUAUUGCAUCCAGGGCACUGUACAUUUUGGGGGGGGAGGGAGACAACUAAUGUUUGAAGUAGAUAUAGAUUCUACUUUGUUAAAAACAACUACAAUGAAAACAAACGUACCAUCAGAAGACAUCAGUUCAUCAAUUAUAUCACUGUUAAUUAUGCCUAGGAAUAAAAAUGCACAUUUGUAAUUUCAAUAAGAUCAAACUGCCUUAAUAAUUCAGGAAUAAAAGUUCUCACAUUUAACUA
Molecule: messenger RNA, 1607 nt
Organism: Sceloporus undulatus (fence lizard)
Lineage: Eukaryota; Metazoa; Chordata; Lepidosauria; Squamata; Phrynosomatidae
Gene: RBIS
Product: ribosomal biogenesis factor
Exons: 5
Coding region: 133-432 (99 amino acids)
Biological process (GO): ribosome biogenesis
Cellular component (GO): nucleolus
Source: RefSeq, a predicted model, not a curated record